Messenger RNA from Pecten maximus, 615 nucleotides. RefSeq names its product kinesin-like protein KIF15. The record is from RefSeq and is a predicted model, not a curated record. Lineage: Eukaryota; Metazoa; Mollusca; Bivalvia; Pectinida; Pectinidae. The transcript has 5 exons. The coding region runs from base 1 to 615 and encodes 204 amino acids.
AUGUUUAACUUGUCUUCUAGGGUGAAAGAGAUUGGCCAGGUGGCUGAGGCAUGUCGUCUUGAGCUGAAGAACGCUAGAGAUGAAGUACAACUACAGGACAGACGCAGACGAGACGCAGACACAGCAAACCUGGAGCUUCAGAAACGGUUUGACAUGAUAACACAGGAAUGUAAAACCACUACAGACAGCAACCGUUACCUGGAGGGCGAGGUGGAAAGACUGAUCAUAUUUGGUAAGAAAUACACAAACGAGAAUGAAGACUUGAAGGAAGAAAAGGAGAGGUUAAUGAAUGAACGUCUACAAUGUUGUGAGGAAAUUAAAACCUUGAAAGCUGAAAUUGAUGAAAUUUCAAAAGAAAAUGCUACACUCCUGGGGCAUCAGAACCCCAAACAAAAGAUUCACCACAUUAUAAGUUUAAAGGAGGAAAAUAUUUCUCUCCGAGAGCAACUGAUGAAGACCCAAAGAGAACUUCAGGAGGCGAAGAUGAGUAACAAGGUCAGAUCAGCAUCAGGGACUCAAAAAGAAAAUAUCCCUCUCAUGUCCUUUAACAGUAUAAAACAGGAACAGGAUUUAAAGGAGAAACCAAGAAUGUUUCUGUCGGGAGACUUUAGCUGA